Messenger RNA from Lagopus muta (rock ptarmigan), 8689 nucleotides. RefSeq names its product cell adhesion molecule L1 like (gene CHL1). The transcript has 29 exons. Bases 417 to 4094 code for a protein of 1225 amino acids. Lineage: Eukaryota; Metazoa; Chordata; Aves; Galliformes; Phasianidae. Gene Ontology annotation, biological process: homophilic cell-cell adhesion; dendrite self-avoidance; axon guidance. Gene Ontology annotation, molecular function: cell-cell adhesion mediator activity. The record is from RefSeq and is a predicted model, not a curated record. Gene Ontology annotation, cellular component: axon; plasma membrane.
CUGGUCGCUGCAAGGGAAGGAUCUGUACUUGAAGAUCACCUCCUUUAGAUUAUUUAGUGAGGCCUGAUCUUUGGAAGGGGAGUGCUUGCAGAUUUGCUGGGGAGAAGUGCUACAUAAGGAUUCAAGAUUGUUGAAUGAACAAGUAUCACUCUGUUUCCAUAGCCUGGCCAUCUUAUGGGCAAGUAGAGAGCUGAUGACCAAAUCAAGAUGCUGUAAGGUGGGGAGAGUGAAUCCGGUGUGAACUGCGAAUCGACCAAGCGCUGAUGAAGGAGCAGCCACAGCGACUGCUGAGAAUCCAUCCUUCUUUAUUUCUGAAUGGCUCCCAGUUUCCCAUCUUACAUCUGAUUUGAAUUGAUGGUGAGAGGAAGCAUAAGGUAUAUCUCGUUCUGUUUGGACUCCUUGUUUACAGAAGAGUGAUGGAGAUGCUAUUAAGCACAAAGAGGAUCACCAUAUGCCUGUUUUUCUUUGUACUGAGUUUGGCAGCUGCUAUUGAAAUACCGUUAUCAGUUCCACAGCUUCCAACAAUCAAGGAGCAAUCUGAAACCCAGGUUGCCUACCCUUUUGAUGAGAACUUUACAAUUAAAUGUGAAGCCAGUGGAAACCCACAGCCCACUUUCAACUGGACAAAGGAUGGAAAACCAUUUGAUCUGUCAUCUGAUCCCAGAAUAAUCACACGUAACAACUCUGGGACAUUUGUGAUUCAGAACCAUGGAAUCAUCACCAAUUUUCAAGGGAAAUACCGUUGCUAUGCAUCCAAUGUGCUGGGAACUGCCAUGUCAAAAGAAAUUGAACUCAUUGUUCCAAAUGUACCAAAAUUCCCUAAAGAAAAAAUUGAGCCCCUUGACGUGGAGCAUGGUGAUUCUGUGAUCUUGCACUGUAACCCCCCAAAAGGGAUCCCACCUUUGCAUAUCUAUUGGAUGAAUAUUGAUUUGCAGCACAUUCCUCAAGAUGAAAGGGUCUCCAUGAGCCUUAAGGGAGAUCUCUACUUUGCAAACGUGGAAGAAAAUGACAGCCGAAGUGAUUACUGUUGCUUCGCAGCAUUUCCAAAACUGAGGACAAUUGUACAGAAAAUGCCAAUGACACUGAAGGUUUCCCGCUUUAAGCAUGCUAAUGACUCAGGCUCACCUAAUGCUGCAGUUACUAAGGCAAAUUUUAUUAAAGAAAGAAAACCCAAACUGCUGAUCCCUCCUGAAUCUGCUGGCAGCAGCUCAUCAGUCACUGUUAUCAAGGGAGGUGUCCUGCAACUCGAGUGUAUUGCUGAAGGGCUCCCAACUCCUCAUCUAAGCUGGGUCAAAGUUACUGAAAACUUGCCCAAGGACAAACCUGUAACAGAUAAAUUUGGGAAGGUACUGAAGAUAGAGAACGUGUCUGCAGCUGAUGAAGGAACCUACCAGUGCAUGGCAAGCAACCCUGUGGGCAGAGCAAAACAUGAAUUCCAUGUUCAUGUAGAAGAGCCUCCUCGGUGGAUUAAGGAGCCCAGAGGUGGUGUUUACAGCUUAGGAGAGAAUCUUUUGCUGCUUUGUGAGGCCAUUGGCAACCCAGAGCCAACCAUUCAGUGGAAACUUAACGGGAUGCCCAUUGAUAGUAGGACCUUCAGAGGGCGAGUCUCUGAUGGGGAGCUCAGCCUUACCAACCUUCAGCUUCAGGACACUGCUGUGUACCACUGUGAGGCCAGUAAUAAGCAUGGUACCCUCCUUGCUAGUGCCAACGUGAAUGUCCUCAAUAUUGCUCCCUUAAUCCUGACUUCAGAUGGUGAAAACUAUGCUGCAGUUGUUGGUUACAGUGCCUUCCUGCACUGUGAAAUUUUUGCCUCACCUGCAGCAGAUGUUAGAUGGACUAAGGAUGAUAGCAUAGAGCCACUCUCAGCGCUACGCUAUGAAUUAAAUAAAAAUGGCACCCUAGAAAUCAAAGAAACAAAGAAGGAAGAUGCGGGAUCAUACGCUUGUUGGGUUGCAAAUUCUGUUGGAAAAAGAGCAAUCACAGCAAAUCUGGAUAUAAGAGAUGCUACAAAAAUUGUCAUUACUCCAAAGAACCCCCAAGUGUUGAAAUCACAUUCAAUUUUAUUGAAAUGUCAGUCUGAGUAUGAUUCACACUUGAAAAACAGCUUCAAAUUAUCCUGGAGGAAAGAUGGAUAUGAGCUGUCAGUCAGCAGCAUACAAGACAGCAGGAUAAUUAUGGACAUGGACACGCUGUUCAUAUCAAAUGUGAUGCCGGAGGAUCAAGGCAUUUACACGUGUGUGGCUAGCACUUCUCUUGACAGUGUCACUGCCAAAACGCGGUUAAUUGUUCUUGAUGUUCCUGACCCACCGGAAGACCUGCAGCUCUCAGAACAUCAAAACCGAAGUGUUCGACUGUCUUGGAAAGCUGGGGCCAGCCACAACAGCCCUGUUAAUGAGUCGAUUAUAGAGUUUGAAGAGAGCCGGUGGGAGCCGGGGAGGUGGCAGGAGCUGGCCCGAGCCCCAGGGAACACCACCACCACCCUCCUGUCCCUGGCCCCAUACACCAAUUACCAGUUCCGUGUCGUGUCUGUGAAUGCUGUCGGAAGGAGCCAGCCCAGUAAACCAUCGCUGCGCUACCUAACACCUCCGGCUGCUCCAGACAAGAACCCAGAAAACAUCCGAGUUGAAGCUUCUGAACCAAAUGAAAUGGUGAUGAAAUGGGAGCCACUGAAGUCCAUGGAGCGAAACGGGCCGGGGCUGGAGUACAAAGUCAGCUGGAGGCAGCGGGGUGUUGAGACUGAAUGGAAUGAAGAAACAGUGAAGAAGCACUCCCUGACCCUGAGGAACACCCCCACUUUCGUGCCCUACGAGAUCAAGGUCCAAGCAAUAAAUAAUUUAGGAGCUGGGCCUGAGCCAAAUAUUACCACUGGAUAUUCGGGAGAGGACAUUCCAGAUGCCGCUCCUUCCGGCGUCUCGGUGGAUAUUGUCAACAGCACGCUGGUCAAAGUCUUCUGGUUUGGAAUACCAAGGGACAGAGUUCGUGGACAUUUAAGAGGCUAUAAGGUCAGUUGGUGGAAAACAAAAAGCAUGCUGGAUGGAAAAAGGCAUCAUCCGGAGAAACACUUCCUGACGUUUGUAGGAGACAGAAACUACGGGAUGAUCCCUGGCCUGGAUCCCUUCAGCGAGUUCCGCUUGACUGUGCUGGCAUACAACUCCAGGGGUGAUGGACCAGAAAGUGCUCCUGUGGUGUUUGAAACUCCGGAAGGAGUCCCUGAACAGCCCCGUUUUCUGAAGAUCCUGAACUUUGACAAGGACUCUGUCACCCUGUCGUGGGGACUUCCCAAGAGAGCCAAUGGCCACAUUACUGGCUACAUUUUGCAAUACCAGAUAAUAAACGAAACACACGAGAUUGGGCCUCUGAUGGACAUCAGCGUGGCCAACCACACCACGCUGAGCUGGAGGCUCACUGACCUCAGCCCCAGCACCAAGUACAAGUUCUACGUCAAGGCCUGCACAGCCAAAGGCUGUGGGAAGCCAGUGACAGAAGAAGGGCUGACAGUGGCUCAAGGGAGUAAAGGGAUCGGCAAGAAUUCAGAAGCAGUAAACCCCACCCAAAAGUUUCACCCCAUUGAGGCACUUGAGCCUGGAACUGAAUAUACAGUUCGUCUAGUGACUAAGAAUUGGGUUGAUAACAAUAGCAUUUUUGAAGAUGUAAUUGAGACGAGGGGGAGAGCCUACGCAGGCAUUUACGAUGGGAUUUCCACCCAGGGCUGGUUUAUCGGACUGAUGUGUGCCAUUGCCUUGCUCACUCUGAUGCUGCUAACUAUUUGCUUUGUCAGAAGAAAUAAAGGAGGAAAAUACUCAGUGAAAGAAAAAGAAGAUUUGCAUCCAGACCCUGAAGCUCAAUCAAUAAAAGAUGAAAUCUUUGGGGAAUAUAGUGACAGCGAUGAAAAGCCGCUGAAAGGCAGCCUGCGGUCCGUUAACGGGGACAUUAAAGCCACCGAAAGUGCUGAUAGUCUGGUAGAUUAUGGAGAAGGGGAGCACGGGAUGUUCAAUGAAGAUGGUUCAUUUAUUGGAGCUUAUUCUGGAUCUAAGGAAAAAGGAUCAGUCGAAGGCAAUGGGAGCUCUACAGCAACUUUUCCUCUCCACGCAUAAAAUUCUAGUGAGAAGGUUCAUGUUUAAUUGUGAUAUUUAUAUUGAUCAGUACUCCACAGUUACCAGAAGGGAUUGGAAGCAGGUUGCCAACUGAGCAAGACUGACAUCAGGUAAUUGGAAAAAAAGUCACUGCCACUAAGAGAUGAUUUUUGAGACUUUUCCAUCCUAAUUUGUAGGUAUUUUCUUCUAAUUGAAACAAAAGAAAGCAUUCUUUACUGUACAAAAUAUGUCAGUCUUACCAAAACAGAGUUUCUCAGUGUCACAUACGUAUGAUUAACUGCUACUCCAUGUUUCUUACGUUUGUAAUGCCGUUCUCUGUAUAGUAUUAUUUUUUUCCUUCUGUGGCUGUUGUCACUUUGUACAUACAUUUAUGCGUGGUAUUCCCUCGUGUAUCAUGAUCUCAGUAUUACAGAGGUCAGAACACAGCAAGGAAAGUGAGCAAAAGUGCAGGGUACUCUGCAUAGUGGCACAAUGCAUCCUACUGAGAAAAAUGAUAUUUUAAAACACUGGAGAAAAAUAUUCCCUAUAUUGUAUAAUAUUUUCAUACAGGCAUAAACUCCUUUGCUUAUGAUACUCUAAAAUUGUUCUAGUGGUUACAGCUGACUGCAAUUACCAGUGCAACUUUCUCCGCAGAAAAUCUGCUCUCAGAAGAUGAAGCUCUGGCCUUGUGGAUGAUCUGUCCAGUAGCUGGCACUAUUUCCUUAAAUAAGUUAAGCUGCAGUAACUUUCCUGUGGCAAGGUGAAACAGGGUUCCCAUCCACCAUCAUUAGAAGGAAUUUUAAUUUGUUUUCCUCAGUCUCUGCAAGCUGCAUUUCUAAGCAAAGUGCUUUGUCUGUCUCAUAUCUGUAUAUUUGUGUGCUAGCAUACAUUUCAUGGAGAUGUUGUACAGAUGAUAUUAAUAGUGACACAAGUGAAAAUCAGCCUUGUUUUAUUUUGAAAUGAGACGUGUUGCUAGCAUGGGUCUGUAUAGCUGUGUAGGAAUAGAAUUGCUUCUCAGUAUGACUUUCAACCAGCAAAACAGGAUUUCAGCAGAGUUGUGUGUAUACCGGUCAUAUAAGUCAUCUUUUUAGUAUCCCAUAAAAUAGAUCUACCUGACUUUCAAAAAGUUGUUUAUUUUCAAAUUAUUCGUUGUUAAAUAAACAGAAGCAAAAGCAAAGAGAAAAUACUACAGUACAGUUUCUUUAUAUUGUGUUUACUGAGUGCUGGUUUAAAUCUGGUUCUGUUCUUUGCCAGCGCUUCCCACGACUAAAUCAGCAAUGUUGCCCAGCACAUUUUUUUUGAUCUUUUUGUAUUGGAACCUCCUGAUCUUCUUAAAACAUUUGUAUUUUGAAACAUGCUUAUUUGAGUUGACUGUUAAUAUUGCUUUAUUACUUUUUCAACUUACAAGUCAUCAUCGCUUCAAUUAAAAUAUUUUUGGAACAGUUAUUCAAGGAGGUCCUAAAAGCCAUUUUAUGUCAUGGUAUUAAUUAGGCAAAUAUCCCUGAUGGCUCCUUCAUGGUCUCCCUUACUUCAGUGGAAGAAAGAAAGGAAGCAAGAAUUACUCAAAUGAUCAUGGGUCUACAGACAACCCCCACAACUAAAGCUCUGUUGAUUGUGCACAGAAGUGCACUUUCCUAACGAUGGAAGGGCCGUGGACUACAGGCAGCUACUUGUGCAUGGUUUCUGAACACAGGAAAGGGCUUUGGUGCUUGAUGUUCCUGUCUAUCCAUUCCUCAUUUAUUUGUUUUGCAUUUUGCUUUUAAGGACCUUUCCUGCAGCCUCUAUUUUGAAAAAGCCAGCUGUGUUGCCAUAUGUGUGAGCAAGAUGGGCAGGAAUCUGUCAGAAACAGCCCCCAGUCCAUAUCCAUUAGCCCUGUGUUGUGAAGGACUUGGCCACAUCAUUCCCUUUUUUAUUACUCAUAAAGUUUUCUAUUUUGUCUUUCACUCGGUCUGAAUAAUGAAGAAAUCCAAAGUCAUCAGCAUGUUAAAAAAAAAAAAAAAAAAAGCUUCAUUUAAGAAGUAGGGAGCAUAAGUGGAGAAAUGUGAAAAUGGGCAUCUUGUCUACAGAGCCAGGAUCUUUAUCUGCUGUAGCCUGAGAGCUGAUGAGGCUUGUGGCAGCUUCUGUUGGAAUCGUUUUCUGGUUUAAAUGUGUUUCCUCUAGGAAUCACCUGCUCACUGGCUCAGGCUGCUGCGUUGGUUUGUUUUCUGUCAUUUUCAUUGAUUGUGUUGUGUUUUACAUGGAGAUACUUCAGCCCACAGUGAAGUUCCAGCUGCAUCUCAAAUGGUUCCUCGCUUUCCUUUCCUAGCAUCCCCAGCUGCACAGCUUCCUGAACCCCCCUGGGUGUUACACCUGGAGGACACUGGCAGUGUCCUUAGGCAAAGAUGCUCAAGGUAUGGAUGUCUGAGGAAUGCAAUCAGGGUAGGCACCCCACAGGACUGCACCACUGUCCCUGUGCAGAGCUUGGGAAGGGCUGAAGCAGGCAGCAUUCCCAGCAGUGGGGUUUUCUCACUCAGAGUACCACUGAAGGCCUGCCUGGGGCAGGGGGUUGGAGCUUCAUGAUCCUUGAGUCCCUUCCAACCCAGGCCAUUCUGUGGUGCCACCUAUCAGCAGCCACAGCUCUGUGUUUUCUUGUGUUGUGGGUUGAUGCAAUCUACCAAACUCAUUGUCCUGGAAAACACCUUUGUUAAACAGACACAAACUUCAAAUCGCAUUAGAGAGUGUCAGCUUAUCGAAGAAUGAAUAAAUCCCCUGUGCUAUCAAUUGCUCUGCUGCUGCUAAGCUAUGUUUAUGACAUUCCUGUGAUGUGCUACUCAUCUAUGCUUGGAAUGAGUGCUUUUUCUAUUAAAAUUUUAAUUCCGAUCCUUAAAUCUUAACGUUAGUGUUCCAUUGUGCCUCAGGGCCUAAAAAUCACACAGUGACAAAAAGAUGUGCAGUGGAAUUUGUACAGUGUGCACUGACUUUUGAGGAAUAUACCCAAUGAAUAUUAAACAAAUGGCUGAAUCUCCCAGGGAGUCUCGCUCACAUGAAUGUUUUUCUCUUUUCCAAUCAUUUAUUUCCCCCUCUCUUUUGUUUUUUGGUUGUUGUUUUUUUUGACAGGAGGCCAUGCAGCAUAUAGCAGUUCUGCUCUGGCCAGGGGUGUUUGUUAAAAGGGGGUGAGGGAGUCGGGGUGACCAGUGCAUGAGCCUGCAGGCAGUGUCAGGCAAUUAGUAACUAUGGGUUCCAGGGCUUUUUGGUUACAGCUGGCUAUCCUAUGCCGUUGCUUUUUGCUGCAAGAGGAGAAAUGACACUUUCAGAUUUGAUAUCCGUGCCAGUGUGGAAUGCAGUUUUAUCCAGCAAGGAGAGGCAUUUCCCUGGAUGCAGGAAUGACUUGUGGCCUUAAGCAGCCCACUCUGGAGCAAGAGAGGUAUGGAUGUUUUUCAAAAGGUGGUCAGGAUUUGACUGUGUGUAAGAUAAGCAAAUAAAAUCCUUUCCUCCUAACUAACGGGGAGCAUGCACCCUUGAGAAGUGAGCAAAUAAUGGAAGAAAACAACUUUGUGUGCAAGCAGUGCUGGUGAGCUGUUUGGAGUGCAUCAUUGAUUUGGUACGGGUUGCAAUUUCAGUCCUAAGAUCUUAUUCCAUGUAUGGAUUAUACAAAAAAAAAAAAAAAUGGCCAAAUCUGGGGACGUGGUCUCCAGAAGUUCUUUUUUCUUUGCCACUCCUCAGCAGUGGGCUGCAUACAGGGCUGGGUCCUCAGCAGGAGCAGGGUUAGAAACCACGCCAGGAAAUGGCAUUUCACUCGGGAUUAAAAUGUCUGCAUGUAUUGUAAGCAUAAAAUCUUCUCUGUUAUACAAGUUUUAAAUGGAUUUAAAUAGCGUAUAUCAUUUAAUGAUUUAUGAUUUUUAUUCUGUUGUGGCCUUAUUAUCCCAAUUUUAAUGAGCAGCUCUUUAUUCUGAUGACUACUUCCAUUGACUUAAUAGGUUAAAUGCAGUGCACGAGAGGUUUUCAGGUCAGUAGUCGAGGUAAAAACAAGUGCUAGCACAAUCUUUUUAUACUAAGGAUUAUCUUUUUUUUUUUUUUUUACAGUAAUUUCACAUGUAGUUUUGUAAACUAAAGUUAAAGUAGCAUUCACUUCUGAAAUCUCAUCAUAAUUUCUUAUAGCCACUAUCUUUUUCAGGUAUGUGGUAAGUCUAGGUUAGUUUAAGUACCUGAAAGAACAGAUAUUACAAAUAUGUACUUAUAGUUCUUCAUGGCAAGAGAAUUUCCUUUCUUUGACAACAGAUCGAGCAUCAGGUGCAUCCCUUCAAAUGUUCAGCAUCCCAAUAUAUGGCAAAUAGCAAUGUUGGAGUACCAGUAUGUGUUAACAUUGCAGUUCUGUAUCUUUCAUGUACAAGUUCCAACCACACGAUGAGAUGAGUGAGUUCCAUGCUCUGUGCUGGUUUUUCAGCUGCCAUGCAGAAAACAAUACAUGGGUUUGAGCCAAAGCAUCCUCUGUUUCUUUUCUUUAUUAUUAUUACUUUAAACAACACAUUGUAAUUUCAUGAGAAAAGAUCAAAGCAAAUGUGGUGUCACCAUUACAAUGUUCCUUUAUGAGCUAAAUGUUAGUGUGCAUUGAUUAAAGUUUAGAGAACUGUGUUGUA